Molecule: messenger RNA, 2427 nt
Organism: Ilyonectria robusta
Lineage: Eukaryota; Fungi; Ascomycota; Sordariomycetes; Hypocreales; Nectriaceae
Exons: 3
Coding region: 1-2427 (808 amino acids)
Source: RefSeq, a predicted model, not a curated record
AUGGCAGAAAUCGACAUGGAGGUCGAUGUGGCGAGGCCGCUUGAAAUGGACGUCCAUGUCGACGACGACUUUAUUGACUUUGACACCGACAUGGUCGAUCAACCCGAGCUAGCGUCACUGCAAAACGAGGACAACCAGAAGCUCGCCGAAACUACCACUAACCUCGACGAUGAUACCCAUGAUAUCGAACUUAUUGAGAGCCUCGAAGAACACGCGGAAGUUACAGCGAUUCCAGAAGAAGAAGACUUAGGUGGCGUUGAGAACAUCGAGGACGAUGUGGAUCAGACAGGCCACGACGCGAGCCACAAAUCCGAGCAUGACUACCAUGCUACAGAAGCUGGUGCCCGGUCAUUAUCUCAGCAUCCAGAAGAGGAUGAUGGUUAUGUGGAGAUUCCGAACGAUGCGGACAAGAAUCGCCAGGAUGCCGCUGACGAGAUCGACGCAUCCGAUCAUGAGAUCGACUACGAGUUCGAGGAAGAAGCCGGUCAGCACGAUCUACACAGCGAGCUUGACUUGGAUGUCGAGAAGAACUCAGCACCUCCAAGCACUGAGGCUGCUGUUGAACACACCACUGAAGACGGUGUUCUUCAAUCCGUGGGAGAUGUUGCCACUGCGGACUUAGAAGGUGAUGAUGGCGAACAUGGCGAUUACGGUGACCACCAAGAACAACCGGAGCAGGAUGAAAUCACGUAUGACGAUGAUGAGGGUGAUGUGCCUGAAGCAACUACUUUCCAAGAUGACGAAACAACGCCUAGCGGCAGUGUCGUAGCCGUUGUCGCGGAGAAGCUGGAUGAAGAGUCCCAAACAAAAGACGAAGGUUUGAGUGAAGAGAAUGGAGCCUUCCAUGAUCAACAAGCUGAAAAGAAAACCACGCCACAACAUGAAGCGGCCGAAAAUGUCGACUUCGAUGAGUAUGAUGUUGCCGCAGAGGACCAAGGCGAUCUCCAGGAUGGCGCCAAUUUCGAGCAGCAAGACUCAUCUGAUUCUGGCGAGAACUCCGCUGCGGCCUCUGACACCGAAUUUCCCGCAAUUACGGUACAGUAUAAAGGAGAUGAGUUCCCUUGCUUCUCUAAUAGCUCGGACGGAUUCUUUACAGAGACAUCUAUUAUUGACGAGACUAUGGACAAGGUGCUGUCAGGGUUCCGAAACGAACUGGCCAGUGAGAUUGCACAGGAAGAGGAGUUGGUCUUUCAAGUCGACGAGCUUGGACUUGAAUUUGCCGAGUCAUGCCUGCAGGAUUCCCUUUCCAGUGUCACACUACGCCAGAUUCUUGAAAUCUUUGACUUGUUAGUCAAGAAUCAGGAUCCAGAGAGCUCUCGGACAUUGUACACAUAUCUCUUUACCAAGCCCUCCGCCAGCAAGCGACUGGAGUCUCUAAUCGAGAGCGCCACGGCAGGCAAAGGCCUGGACGAAGUCAUCCAUCUUUUCGAAUCCCCUGUAGCGGCUGCUGCUAGCGUGCUAGAAGCCAACACGGCUGAUGAUGAACUUGAGGAGCGACUUGAUAGUUACGACAGCCCUGCACAUGAGGUUGAGAGGAUCAACGAGGAGGCGGUUGAGAAUGAUGUCGAGUACGACGCAGAAGAGGGUGCUGACUUGGAUGUCUCUCCAAAUGACAACCAUGACUCCAAUGAAGGCGACCAGGAUGCUGCAGAUGCUGGUUAUACUGAGGGCGACACUAUUGACCCUACUCCUGAAGAUGCAAUUGCAACAAACGACGAAGCAUCAAACGCAGCCGCGAUAGAGGAUAAUGUCGAAUCAAAUGGUAAACCCGCCACCCCUCACCCCGGUCUUUUUCCUACUUGUUAUUACCCAGACUUCUGCCUCUGCGACACCUGUGUGGCAGGAUACGUCGAAGAGCAUGGCCGAGAAGAAGGGGGGUUCCGACACGCUCUCCAAUUCGGACAGCCGCUUGAGCGGAUGGAUGUGAAUGGCGAGAGUCUAAUGUUCACCAACGCCCUGCGGAAGCACGGUCACUCAAUCUCCGAUUUCAGCAUAACAUUUUCCACAACUGAGGCUGACCAAUCCUUCAUAGCUCACAACGAAAGCGAAUCUAACCCGUUGAUGAACCCGGAGCUCGAUGACGAUGCUGAGGUGGACGAUGAGGUUGACCUUGAAGCCGGUGGUCUUACCAAUGAACAGAACUUUACCGACCCAGACGGAACAAACGUGGGCACUGCUGCCACAAGUACGACGACGACUCUUAAAGACGGCGACGAGACGGGUUCCAUAAAUGCGAAUGCGGCUGCGACUGAGCUGCUGGACAUAACUGAAGCCGCCGACGGGGACGACAUAGGGGAGAUUGAUUGGAACGACGAUCCCGAGGCAGAUGAGGAGAUACAAAGCCCAUCUGUGGUUGGGAAGCGAGCCCGGGGAGAUGACGAAACUGAUGUUGAAGAUGAACAAGACGUCAAGCGUCGUCGACCCUGA